Molecule: messenger RNA, 2176 nt
Organism: Melopsittacus undulatus (budgerigar)
Lineage: Eukaryota; Metazoa; Chordata; Aves; Psittaciformes; Psittaculidae
Gene: ASB3
Product: ankyrin repeat and SOCS box containing 3
Exons: 10
Coding region: 274-1896 (540 amino acids)
Biological process (GO): intracellular signal transduction
Molecular function (GO): protein binding
Source: RefSeq, a predicted model, not a curated record
GGCGGGCUGUCCACCAUCAACAUCCGGGGCACCCGCGGCACCGGCGGAGCGCCUGAGGAGGCGCCGGGGCCGGGUGGGAGCCUUGGGGGAUCGGAGGGGUCCGUGGUCGGUAACGGCUCCGUUACAGCCGUGCGGUGUGUGCUGAGGAGAGGGCUCCGGUUCGGUUACAGACCCCCUGACCUGCGGGUGUCCGUGCGCUGAGGAGAGGGCUCCGGUUCGGUUACAGACCCCCUGCCCUGCGGCUGCUACGUGCCCGGCUCGCUGAGGGAGGGGAUGGACUUCACGGAAGCCUACUCGGAUCGGUGCUCUGCCGUGGGGCUGGCGGCCAGGGAAGGGGACGUGAAAGUGCUCAGGAAGCUCAUCAAGCAGGGGUACAGCAUUGACGUUCCCGAUAACAGGGGCUGGGUGCCAGUCCACGAAGCAGCAGCUCGUGGUUCGAGUGAGUGCCUAAGGCUGCUUGUUCGUGCAGCUCCAUCUGAUGACUAUGUGAACUCCAAGACGUUUGAAGGGAUGUCUGCACUGCACCUUGCAGCACGGCGUGGCUCUGUGGAAAGCAUCCGUGUUCUCUUGGAGGCUGGGGCUGACCCCAAUGAUGUUACCAUGGAAAGAACCACCCCCCUGUUCCUAGCUGUUGAAAACGGCAAUACAGACUCUGUAACCUUCCUGCUCCAACAUGGGGCGAAUGUUCAAGGACCCCAUUCCUUGUCUGGAUGGAAUUCUUUGCAUCAAGCUUCUUUACAGGAAUGCACUGAGAUCAUGCAAAAGCUCCUGGAGAAAGGGGCAGGCAAGGAAUGUAAGGAUGACUUUGGAAUUACGCCGCUCUUUGUUGCUGCUCAGUACGGAAAGCUGGAGAGUUUACGACUGCUCAUAUCCCAUGGUGCAGAUGUAAACUGUCAAGCCAAGGACAGAGCCACUCCACUGCUGAUUGCUGCCCAGGAGGGCCACUUCGAGUGUGUGAGGCUGCUGUUAGCCAAUGGGGCAGACCCAAACCUCUACUGCAACGAGGAUAACUGGCAGUUACCUAUUCAUGCAGCUGCUGAAAUGGGCCAUGACAAGAUACUGGAGUUACUAAUCCCAGUUACUGAUCGAAUCUGUGACAAAGGCAAAGGCAAGGUGAGCCCUGUGUAUUCAGCAGUGUAUGGUGGUAAUAAGGAAUGUCUGGAGAUGUUACUCAGAGAAGGCUACAGUCCAGAUGCUCAGGAGUGCCUUAACUUUGAGUGCAGGUCACCCAUGUGCAUGGUCUUCCAAAAGAAGCAUUUCUAUUUCAUUGAUACUUUCCUGAAAUAUGGGAUCACUUUACUGGGCAUUAACCUGGGCUAUUGCCUGUACCAUGAGAAGUUUGCUUUGUUCCAACGCUUCUUGAAGCUGGGUUGUUUGCUGCCUUCUGGGGACCAGCUCUGGGACUUCCUGAGCUACACAAUUCAAGCCCAAGAGGCGUACAAGCAGUGGCUGCCUUAUCUGCUCCUGGCUGGUUUUGACCCAGUGAAUUUAAUGCACAGACUCUGGAUUUUAUCCGUGGGAGAUAAUGCCCUUAACUUCACCCUGGAGUUCACCAACUGGAAGAGACUUCCUCCAGCUGUGGAGCAAGACCUCUCGGAAUACAAGGAGACAUUCACUUGGACUCCAAAGAGCCACUUUGCCUCCAUUCCCCCCCUGUCCCACCUCUGCCGCCUCGAGAUCCGGGCCAUCCUAAGGAGCGAGCGCCUGCGGUCGGACCGCUGUAUCCGGGAACUGCCACUGCCAGCUUGCCUCCAGGACUACCUGCUCUACCUGGAUGUGCUGCGGGUCAACGGCAUCCCAGAAGCAGAGGAUUACCUGGGGCAGAGAGAGGAGGGAGCUGCUCCUUCCACUGAAGAUGGAGAGAGGAGGGACACUUGUGCCACUAGGAAUACAUGAUGGCGCUGCCAGGGACAGAACUCUGGCUGCAGAGUUUGUAAUGGGAGUUAGCAGGCACUGCACAGAGCCACUGUAAAUAAAGUAGUAGUAACUCUGCCCACACUGUAGUUUUGUAUCUAGAAGUUUGUUUAAAGUUCUAGGAUUCAUUUGGUUACCAAGUCUGUUGGAAUUUUAUAAGUCUGGGUUUUGAAAGGAAGAUUUUAACUCUUAUGGAGUAAAAUGGGUUUGUUCAAUGAACAUGGCUUAUAGUGGUCAAAAUCUGUUUGGUUUAUGGAGUAAU